Molecule: messenger RNA, 2348 nt
Organism: Daphnia pulicaria
Lineage: Eukaryota; Metazoa; Arthropoda; Branchiopoda; Diplostraca; Daphniidae
Gene: stv
Product: flocculation protein FLO11-like
Exons: 4
Coding region: 127-1977 (616 amino acids)
Molecular function (GO): protein-folding chaperone binding
Source: RefSeq, a predicted model, not a curated record
GUGAGUUGAAGUCAGCCCAAAGAGGCGGCGCGUAGUAUCAUCCCGAAAGAGCUUUUUGAAAAAUAUCCAUAUAAAACAGUCACACAUUGAACGUUGAGCUAGUCUCUACUUGCAAAAAAAUACGUCAUGUUUCAUCGCGAUCCCGGUGCUGAAGAAGACUUAGCUUCAGAUCAAACAUUCGCUUGGCCUCCAUCCGGAUUCCGCGACCGUCGUUCCCACUUUGGCCGGACAGCCGCCGACCCGAGCGCAUCCGCUUCAGCUUCAGCUUCGUCAUCAUCUUCUCCGUUCGGACACAGCACAACCCAGCGGAAAUCAAGUGACCAAGUCAUCCAGUCGUUAAGAGACGAGCUCGAUAAGCAUCGACAAAUGUUCUUCGAUCGUUUGGCACCACAGUGGGAAUCGACCGCUCAACGGACGGGAUUCCCAUUUACGGACACUGCUCGACGGGUGUUCGAUAGGUCCAUGCCGCCAACACACCAGCCACCGCCACCACAUCAUGCCAACUACGCCUUCCAUCAAGACGAUAUUCCGGCGUGGAUGACUGAGGAUGACGCCGAUCUAGCGGCGCCGUUCGGACGGGCCGGAAAUCGGCAGCGUUGGCCCUCUAGUGGCAGUGGCCGCAGCGCCGGAAGCAACUCGAGCGCCGGCAGCAGCGGCGGCGGUGGCGCUCCAGCAGAAACGGCUACAAGGCCAACAACAACAUCAUCUGAUUUGGGUUCAGCCCAGCAGCACAAUAAAAUGGGAAGGAGCGACUCGCCCAGCACUCGACAUCGCAUUCCCAAACAAGCGGCCAGAAGUGCCACCGGUGAUUUCCCACCCGGCAGUCCAGCGGCGUCACCUAAAAGUGGAUUUUGCCGGGCAAGUUCUGCUCCUCCAGUCGCGCCACAUGUCGCUGACAAUGGCGAUCACAAUAAUCUUUCAUCCGGCAGUCCUAGACGCGUGUUCACCACAACUCUUAACCAACCGCAAGCGGGCGGCGGUCAUCCUAUCAUCAACAGCCAGCGUGAAAAUCAAGCCACAGAUUCGCCGGGACUUGGGCGGCGCCAUCCAAACGUUCAUCAUGUCAACUCCACUAGCAGCAGCAGCAGCAGCGGCGGCAGUAGUAAUAAUGUCCGUCACAUUCCCAUCAUGGUGGAGGGUCGAGAUGAGCCACUACUUCCUUCCGUCGCCGAAGAAGGGGCUGGUCUAUUCUCAGCUGCGGAAAAGCGGAGCAAAACAGCCAUCCCGAUGCCUUUCUAUCCGGCGGCGGCAGCGGCGGAAAAGACAACAGCUCCGCCAGUCACACAAAUACCAAUUUCGGUGACGACCAGCAGCAGCAGCACUCCGUCAACUGACAAAGCGGCCAAACAGAAAGAGGAAGUCCGGGACGCUUCCGUGCCCAUUCCUCUUCCAUAUGAUCGAUUGUCGGAUGACUCUGGCAAAUCCGCCGGCUCCUCGGCUUCAGUCGAUCUCCAAACGGCCAAUGAUUUGGAACUCAUCGAGCGGAUCCAGCGCGAGACGGAAACUCUCCUUCCCCGUAUCGAAGAAUUCCGUGGCGACCGUCACGAUCGUGGAUUCCUAUUUCUCGAUGAAAUGCUGACGAGAUUGUUACUGAAACUGGACAAUGUGCAAGUGGAGGGUCGAGAUGAUGUGCGAGUUGCGCGCAGGCAAGCCAUCGCUUCCAUCACUCGCUGCAUCAACUUACUGGAAUCCAAACUUCUUCACGGCAUUGAGAGGUCUGACGGAGAAGGAACCGAGCCGGCUACCGUCAAUAACGAUUCACAGCAGCGGGAGCCAGACGAGCCAAUGAUAGAGGGGGAAUGUAACGAUACCAAGACCGAGGAGGAGCAACCCAAUGAUGUUGUAAUGGCAGAUGUUAAUCUGCCAGCUGUACCGCCAUCACCGACAAGACAUGUAACACAGUUGAUGAUCAAUAUCAACGAUCCGACAUGCGCCCCAGCAGAGCCGAGUGCAGCCCCAGCCGCCGCUUUGGAAUGAAUAAUUAACCGAUGGGAAAUGAAAUGCGUGGGAUGAUUCACCCAGCGGGCGGAGAGAAUACUAAAACAAAAAAAAUAAAAUAAAUGGUUACAAGUAUUAUUAUUUUACCCAAGCACACACACCCUAAAACCAAUUAGCAACUAUCACGCCAAUGGACGUAAUUGUGAUACAGCAGUCGACGGAAUUUCCCUAUCUUGACAAGACAACAGGGUGCGUUAAAUUGGAUGGCCGGAAGCAACUUGAUCGUUUUCUCCUUUUUUUUACAGUUUUUUCGGGAAUGCGUGGAUUCAAAUUAAAUGUGUAAUGCUAUAAAAGAGAACGCUCAGCGAGCUGAGAAAAAACCAAAAAAAUACAAAGGCGCUAUAACACAG